This is a messenger RNA of Lichtheimia ornata, 1131 nucleotides long. RefSeq lists its product as uncharacterized. The transcript has 4 exons. Gene Ontology annotation, molecular function: pyridoxal phosphate binding. Lineage: Eukaryota; Fungi; Mucoromycota; Mucoromycetes; Mucorales; Lichtheimiaceae. Gene Ontology annotation, biological process: biosynthetic process. Bases 1 to 1131 code for a protein of 376 amino acids. The record is from RefSeq and is a predicted model, not a curated record.
AUGGUCUCCACUGCAAAGAAAGCCGACGUUUGGGAUUCAAAGACACAAACCUUCCAUGGUGGUCAAGAACAUCGAUUCCUUGAUAACUUUAUUGAGGAUUUCAGCGUUACUACCAACUAUAUGGGUACUCCCGUCAAGGCGCUUGAUGCUGCAAAGGAAGCUAUGGUUGACAUUCACCACUAUCCUGCUGCCAAUCAAGAACCCGCCAAGACCAGCCUUGCUCAAUUCCUUUGGCCUAGUGAUUAUGCAGAGCAUCAUCCGCGUUUGCUCAUGGGCAAUGGUGCAUCCGAGUUGAUCGAUUUGGUGGUACGUAAGACACUUCAAGAACGUCAAGUACAAGGUGUGAGUAAGCCUACGUGGAAGGGUGGACCAUGGAAUGUGCAGUAUCAGGAAUAUCAGCGAAGCGCACAGACCAAUGGAUUUGAGAUUUUGGCACCUCGUUCAACUGAACGUGUGGAUCUCUUGUGUAUCGUCAACCCAUGCAAUCCCACUGGUGACUAUUUCGAUCUUGCCAGUCUUCAAGAACACAUCCGUAACAACGUGUUGCCUGGUGGUGCUGUGAUUGUUGAUGAAUCAAUGCAGCCAUGGCUUUCACGUGAAUUCCGAUCUGAUUCAUUGAUCACGGCACAUGCAUUUGUCAAGGAAAUGUGGGAACAACAUCAAGUGGGUGUGCAUUUGAUGCAUUCAUGGACCAAGAUUUGGUGUUGCACUGGUUUGCGUGUGGGCUCUGUUGUUUGCCCUACCAUUGGUCAUUGUGAAGCACUACGCAAGAUUCAAGUACCUUGGUCUGUCAAUGGCCCUGCACUCAAGUUUGUCGAGGAGGUUGUCAAGGAUACGGCCUUUUUGGAGGAGACAUGGGACAACACGCCCCGUUUACGUGUCAACGUUAUUGAACAACUCAAGGCUCUCGGCCACUCUGAAUGGGUCUAUCAUGGCAAACCUUUCCUUAGUUGGGUAUGGAUUGAUAUGCGCUCUGAAAGCGUUGCUGAAAAGGCUGUGGAAUUGGCUCGAGCAGCUGGUGUUCCUGUUCGCAGUGGUAAACCUGGUUACGCUUGCCCUACGUUUGUGCGCAUUGCUGUGCGUAAGGAACAAGAAACUUCUCAUCUUAUCAACGCCUGGAAAGCCCUGUAG